AUGCCUAAGGAUCAGGAGAGUUCGCAAUGCAGACAGAAUCAGCACAUUCAGACCCAGAGUGAGCCCCAGGGCCUAGAAAAUGCCCAGGUGUCCAAGGCUGUGGAGGAGACCUCUGCCUCCUCCCCCAAUCCUCUAAUGCCAGGCAACGUGAAGGAGGCUCCUGCUGCUAAGAUGCUGAGCACUCCUGAGGGUCCUCAGGGUUUGUGCUCCUCUGCCAUUGCUGUGGCAGCCACCUCAUCCAGCCACCCUGAUGAGGGCUCUAGCAGCAAAGAAGAGGAAAAAAGUGCAAGUGCCUCUCAAUCUACAGCAGCCCCUGAGAAUCUGCCCAUCGAUGCUCUUCACGAGAAAGUGGGUCGAUUGGUGGGUUUCAUGCUGCUCAAAUAUAAAAUGAAAGAGCCAAUAACAAAGGCAGAGAUGUUGAAGAUUAUCAUCAAAGACGACGAAGAUCACUUCCCUGAGAUCCUGCUGGGAGCCUCUGAGCGUAUGGAGAUAAUCUUCGGCCUUGAUGUGAAGGAAGUAGACCCCCCCAGCCACCGCUAUGGCCUCUUCAUCAAGCUGGGCCUCACCUAUGAUGGGAUGCUGAGUCCUGAAGACCGUGUGCCCAAGACCGGCCUCCUGAUCCUGAUCCUGGGUGCGAUCUUCAUGAAGGGCAACCGUGCCACUGAAGAGGAAGUCUGGGAAGUGCUGAAUGUAACGGGGUUAUAUUCCGGAAGAAAGCACUUCAUCUUUGGAGAUCCCAGGGAGUUCAUCACCAAAGAUUUGGUGAAGGAAAAGUACCUGGAGUACCGCCAGGUGCCCAACAGUGAUCCUGCACAGUAUGAAUUCCUGUGGGGCCCAAGAGCACACGCUGAAACCACAAAGAUGAAAGUCCUGGAGUUUGUGGCCAAAGUUCACGGGACUGACCCAAGUUCUUUCCCUUCUCAGUAUGAGGAGGCUCUGCGAGAUGAAGAAGAGAGAGCUCAAGCGAGAAUUUCGGUUAGGGCUGGUUCUAUUUCCACAGCCACUGCGAGUUCCAGUGCCAUGUCUGGUAGCUCCUCCCACACCUAG
Molecule: messenger RNA, 1047 nt
Organism: Propithecus coquereli (Coquerel's sifaka)
Lineage: Eukaryota; Metazoa; Chordata; Mammalia; Primates; Indriidae
Gene: MAGEB16
Product: melanoma-associated antigen B16
Exons: 1
Coding region: 1-1047 (348 amino acids)
Biological process (GO): negative regulation of transcription by RNA polymerase II
Cellular component (GO): nucleus
Source: RefSeq, a predicted model, not a curated record